Aspergillus homomorphus CBS 101889 is the source of this 386-nucleotide messenger RNA. RefSeq lists its product as uncharacterized. The coding region runs from base 84 to 320 and encodes 78 amino acids. The record is from RefSeq and is a predicted model, not a curated record. The transcript has a single exon. Lineage: Eukaryota; Fungi; Ascomycota; Eurotiomycetes; Eurotiales; Aspergillaceae.
CCUCAGCACAAUUUCUUUAUCACCAGAUUUCCCCCUCUGCUGUGUUCUAAUCUGUUAUCUUUGUUUAUUUUCGGUUAAAGUGAAUGCAUGGUAUUGUCACUGGAUUUGAACAUCUCCCCCUGUUCUCUGCUGUUCUCUCAGUCGCCGCGAUUCUAAUAACUAUACAUGUGUCCUUCGCGAUGGAUGUUGAGCCAUGCAGAAAGAGAAUCUUGAAACAGAACUCAUACUUGUGUCAUUGUCUACUAAUCAUUUCAAUUUUCCGCGCUCUGCGUUGCAUGCCCCCUUGUUUUCUUUCCAUGUCUGAUAGGCAUCGACAAUAGUUGUUGACUGUGCGAAGCAAGAAAUUCAUAGGUAGAAAGAACCAACUCCACAUUGCACUUCCGUGG